Molecule: messenger RNA, 258 nt
Organism: Pneumocystis murina B123
Lineage: Eukaryota; Fungi; Ascomycota; Pneumocystomycetes; Pneumocystales; Pneumocystaceae
Exons: 7
Coding region: 1-258 (85 amino acids)
Source: RefSeq, a predicted model, not a curated record
AUGACGAUAAUUAAACAUUAUUUUAAAUCUGAUAAGCAUUAUGAAUAUAUUCUUUUAAAUAUAAAUCUAAUAUAUAGGAUGUGCGCGAAACAAGCCUUUUGGUCCACCUCCAAACUUUAUUAUACUUUGGCAGUUUCAUCUAUUGAUUCUAAUUUUACUUAUUCUCUACCUUGUGACUUAUUUUUAAAAUUUGUUCUAAAUAUUAGAUCAGAUAAUUUACUUAUUGUCAAAUAUCCACACUUUAUAGGCACUUUUUGA